AUGGCAAAGAUUUGUACUGGCACGGCCUCGCUACCCUUUUCGAGGGCUGCACACAAGGAAAUACUGUUUACUGGCAAUUAUUUAACCCGAUCGUGGGCCCGUCGGUUUGUCCUUGGCACCUUGCUGCAGUCUUACGAGCCAUCUCCUCCUGACAAAGACAUCAACCACGUCUCUGAUCUUCUGAAGGGCGUAGCUAGCGAGACGAGUGCGAAAAAGGUGUCCACAGCAGAAAUUGAGGCGGCGCUGCUGAAAGCUCAGCGGGUGCUAAGCAAUGCGUGGGGUAUCCCUGUCAAGCCGUUAGAUAGUGUUAGUGAGAGGCGUAUUUUUCGGCUCUUAGCUCGGUACGCCUGUGGCGAGGGUCUUCUUUCUGAUGAAGCCCUCGACGAACUUAACGCGGCUGUUAAUCGUAUACCUGGCGUGCUAUGGCAGCUCGAGGACUUAUCUAAUAUGGAGCGACUGCUUGAAUGUGUUGGCUACGUAAAGCGUGGCGAUAACCUUCGGCGGAUUGCCUACGCUGGUGAGCUACACUACGUCCCGCAGGCUCAUGGGAUGAUAAUGCCAUACCUAGCGGAUGUUUUGCAGCGUGACGGUGGUGAUCAACACGAUGAGAUUCGUAGCCUGUGCCCUGGUCCUGCCUACGCCAUUGACAGUGCUUCAACCAGCGAAGUAGAUGAUGCCAUCGGUGUGGAAAUGGACCCGGAUACUGGCAAAGAAAUCUUUACAGUGUACAUCUCUGAUGCGACAGUGUACUGCCCUAUUGAUAGCCCACUGGAGAAGGUGACCGCGCGGCUUCUGUCGACGACAACGUAUCUCCCUGAAGGAGUGUUCUUUAUGCUACCAAAGAGCAUUUUGGAGGUGGCAACGCUGCGUGAGGACAAGCCCUGCCGCACUUUCAACGUGAGAUUCCAAGUUGAUGAACAAACUGGAGAGCUAACAAAAUUCUCCAUCUCCCUGGGUUGGCUGCAGCGAUUGCGGCGCAUCACAUACGAUCAGGUCCAGCAGCUGCUCACUGACGACAUGGGGCAGGGUGACAAAGGGCUUGAGUCGACGGCGAGUCUGAAGUCGCAUCCACCCCCUGCGUGGCUGACAUCGAGCGACACACGUGUACUCCGUCGCAUUUAUGACGUGGCCCAGAUUCGCUUUCGUGCUCGUAUGGCGCGGACAGCGGCCAACCAUACGUCAAGCAUCAGCAACUGCCUUCCCGAUCCGCUGAUCAGGGUUGAUGAGCUAAGGGUUGUGUCGCACACAGACCAAAUCGUCUGCACGCAGGACGCCCGCCUUGCAGUGGCGGAGAUGAUGAUUGCAGCCAAUGAAGUCUGCUCACGCAUCGCGCAGGCGAACAAGCUUCCGAUCCCAUACCGCGGUACACGGAUACCAUCCAGUGAACAUGAGCUGGCUCUUGGGUACACGGAGCCGGAUGGAGUUCUAUUGAUGCCAUCGCUGGAUCCCACUCACACGUACACAGCGGAGCAAAUACAACUCUCCAUCAGGCAGCUGAGCGCCGUUACACGGGCUAUUUACCACCAUGUCCCGAUUUACCACGUUGGGCUCGACACAACUUAUUAUACACACAGUACAAGCCCACUUCGCCGGCACGCUGACAUGCUCGUGCAUCACCAGCUUAAGGUAUGGCUCUGGUCUCAGACACAGGAGCAGAGGAUUCACAAGUUUUCAUCAAUCUUUCGAAAUCAUUCGAGUCGCUUCAACUCUCACCAAUUCAUUCCUGAACACGCAAUGGCAACCCUCUGCAUGAAUAUGAGUAUCAAGCAAGAACAGGCAAGUCUCCUGCAGGACAGCACAACGCGAUUCUGGACGCUAUGCUACAUUCAGCAGCUCCUCCUCGACUACCAUGGCAAGGAUGGAGAGAGGCAAUUUAUGUGUCUUGUUGGUGAAACUAAGGACGUGAUGGCAUCGCCAGAGUAUAGUCGUUUCGUCCCUACUGCUGGCCGCAACUUUGCAGCGCUGCGUUCCCGAGAGCGCAAUCCAGCGCUGGAAAUCGAAGUGACCCACGGCAGAGGUUCUGAUCUUCCAGAAUCAGUAAACAGUCUCCAUCAGUCGACGCCAGAGUAUCGCUACAUAUCGAAGCUGUAUCUUCCCGAGCUUCAGCUGGUGCACACUCUUUUCCACAAUAACCCUUCUGUUUUGGUGGGCGCCAUCGCAGAGUGUCGCGUCACGCGUGUGGAGCCAACACAGGGAGUUGUGGAGUUUGAGGUAGUCACGGUGCGGGAGAAAAAAGAUGAACGAAUUCUUGAAAAUGUGUGGAUGAGUGGGUUGGUGUCGCAUCUAGACUCGUAG
This is a messenger RNA of Phytomonas sp. EM1, 2295 nucleotides long. The record is from the annotation of a GenBank genome assembly. Lineage: Eukaryota; Euglenozoa; Kinetoplastea; Trypanosomatida; Trypanosomatidae.